AACCUUGACUCAACUGAUAUCUUCUGACGCCCUCACCACGCGAUCAACAGCAUCAAUGAUGUUACGCCAGGUGUUUCGCCUGUAGAAUUGGCUUCCCCCAUAGGCUUGUCUCCAUCCAACAAUUUCACGGAGCAUCAAUCAUGGAACAGCGGCUUUGUCUCGAGUCAUAUUCCUCCUCCAACGGUCAACACACAGAUGGCAUCGUUUGUUGAAGCCUACCUUGUCCGUCUUCAGGCGGUACACAGUCAACAGCUGACCGUUAACGAGGCAAUCUUGAUUCUCAGACAGUUAGCUAAUCCUUUUUUGCAUUACAAUGCACAUUUCGGACACUUCGUAUCUCCUUCUGUGCCAUUUGUCGCUCCUGUCGAAGUUUCUCCCAUGUCUUUGGACGUUGUGGACAUGGGUCCAGGAACCAGCGCAGGUAUUUCCAUGGAAGCAUCGGUUGUAUCUGACACCAAAAGCGCUUUCGGGAUGUAUGACAUGAAUUCUCUUCGUCGUAUCUUUAUAGAUGAAGACCGCCUCAAGGUGGAGUGUUUGUGGCCCAAGUGUGGGAGGAUAUUGAUGAAAGACAAUCACCCCCGUCAUGUACGGGAGUGUCAUCUGCGUACCAGGAGAGGGGUCGUGCGCACAAAUAAUGGCUUUCACCAGCCUACCGGCUGAUGCAAGGAGGUUUUCUGAAGGAUAUCGUGUAGAACGUAGCAGCAUAAAAGGAUGUCGUACGAUACGACAUAGAGGAUCUGGACCAAAAGACUAUACAUAGAAUUUUCUGUGCUG
Suillus subaureus is the source of this 774-nucleotide messenger RNA. RefSeq lists its product as uncharacterized. Lineage: Eukaryota; Fungi; Basidiomycota; Agaricomycetes; Boletales; Suillaceae. The record is from RefSeq and is a predicted model, not a curated record. The transcript is spliced from 2 exons. The coding region runs from base 196 to 660 and encodes 154 amino acids.